AGUACAGGCCAAGAGUUUGGAAACUGACAAUUAUUCCUGAGGCAAAACCAUUGGAGAGGUAAAACAGUUCAGUAGGAGCUUUGAAAACAAAAUACAGGGGUCAGACUCGUACAAUUAUGACAACCAAUACGCUCCUUUUGGCUUUAGGUAUCCUAUUUGGAGCUUUAUCAAUCGGAAACUGCAAUAAAUGCUACGUGUGUUCAGAUCCUAAUUGUGGUCCAUUAAGCAAUGACGACAAAGCCAAUAUAGAUAAUUGUGAGUUCGGAUGUGUCAAACUAAAGUUUGAUGCUGGAAAUGGAGUUACAUAUAAGAGAAUGUGUGGCGACGCACCCUACGACGUGAGGUGUAUGUGGACACAUGAAAUUGUUGAUCAGAGGGUUGUCUCCGAGAUUUGCUAUUGCAAUGAUGACUAUUGUAACAGCGCCACCUUUCUGUCUUCUACCGUACUAAUGACUGCAUCGUCAUUGAUAAUUACACUGAUGCGUGUUCUGUAGAGCAAUUUCAUUUGAUCAUGUCCAUGGCCUGGUGGUUUCUUUAGGCUCACCUUCAUAAAAACAUUUUUGGAAAAAUUAUAUCUGCACAUUUUAUUUUCUGGAACAAAAUAAAACAUGAAGACAUGGGUGUACUUCCCUUUUUUCUGGAAAGCAUCCUUGUUGCAUCUUGUGUUUUAUAUGAAUUAAAAUUGAAGACAACCCGGUGUUGUUGAGAAACUUUGGGAAGAAGUUAUGAAAAUUGAAAAAGCUACCAUUGACUUCUUACCAGAUUUACCAAAACAUACAAAGGAAGACAAUGUAAUGAUAAGUUCCUGAAAAAGCAAUGUAAUGCACUCAUGCAUUCUUUCUUUAUUCUGCACCAGAAAAUAGUCUGGGCUGGUAUAGAAAUUUAUUCAACAUUUUUUUCUUGAACCACCACCUUUUAAAAUCAAUGGCUUUAAAACAAAAAAGUUACACGUGAAUUUACGCACUAGGACUGUCGAUAGAUGGCCUAAUAAUCUGUCGGUUGGAUUGUAUUUAGAUAUUACUCAAGUACUUCAAAAUUCUUAAAAACUUCAGUCUCAGCUUCAGGUCGCAGUCAGUUUAA
Molecule: messenger RNA, 1080 nt
Organism: Owenia fusiformis
Lineage: Eukaryota; Metazoa; Annelida; Polychaeta; Sabellida; Oweniidae
Source: the annotation of a GenBank genome assembly